GCACUGUUGCUUCGUCGUUGUUUCGAUCAGUGAAUUAAAACUUAGGGAAAUUGGAGUGUGCGCGGAUUUCCAAACUUAGGGAAAUUGGAGUGUGUGCGUUACGUCUUUAAAUCUGUUUUUCAGUUCAUAACUAUUGACAUUGCGUAGAUUCAAAUAUUAGAACAUAUUUUCUCAUACAAAUAUCAACAACAAGAAUCGCAGAGUAUCCUCGAAAUCAUUUUUAGUCAAACAUUGAAUUACUGAUCAUUUGUAGCUCUCACUGGACCGACUUUGAGAAUCAGAUCAUUACUCGUUCAGUGUCAGCCUUGCAUCAAUCAACGUGUUCCUUCUCCGGUAACCGGCGCUACCGUCUGUGUAUCUGUGCGAUUUUCCCAUUUCAAUGGAACAAAAUUAAGCUCAAUCAGCGAAACAGGACAACUGAAUAUGUGCACAAUACCCUGAAAAUAACUCCACGGUAGACGGCACAGAUAAAUUUAAAUCAAAUUAAAAAUAAACUUUCUUCACCGGCAAUCCGCUGACCGUCGAGACCGAUUGUGCAUACAUCUAGACGGGAUCGACUUGAACGGGUCAAAAAGAUCGUCAAACCAACUAAUAUUCAAUGCGGAAGGUAUGAUUAUCGAUUAGCUAGACAAGUGCGCGAAAUCGUCAGAACGCAAACACCACCUAGAGGCACGCUACCUGGCACACGCACCACUACUCACCGGAGGCAUUCGUAAACGAAUUGCGGUGCAUAAAAUCAUCGCCUGAAGAAACAACACAAGCGAAGGCCCUACUGGUGGCACCGAUGAAAGUCCAUUGAAAUGAAUCACACAACGGCCGACAGUGUAUCACCGUUGUUCAGUGGGUAACCAGCGACCAGCAAGAGUUACCGAAUAUGACUGUGGGUAUGAGCCGCCGUCGUCAUUCCACCGGUUCUGCCUGCAUCGACUUUACCGACACCGCCUUGUGCGUCGGCCAUCAUCGACCGAAUGGAGUUCCAGUAAACCUAUCAUCGCAUGCAGCCAACGAGAAGGCUUCAGUAUAGACCCAGAAGCGCACCGAAUCACAGCCAAGCGGCGGUGUGUAAGAAAAAAUAUCAGAAUCAAGAGAGCAUUUUUCGGGUUCGUGUUGCGGUUGUAUGGCUUGUAGAGAACGGAUUAUCGUAAAAUUAAUAAUACCGGGUUUACCAAGUUCCAAUUGAAAAAAAAGAGCGAGUGGCAAGUGAUAAGUUGAAUUCAAUAACUGAUAACGAGUGUUUUGUGGUGCGGAUUGAAAAAGUGAAAGAAGUAACGUAGUGUUGUAAGUAAAAAACACGGAGAGACAGAGAGAGAGAAGAAAAAAACGAAGGAAUAAUUAAAAAACAAUGAUGCCCAGGCUAGCUAGUGGAUUAGUGCUGAUUCUGGGAUUGAGUAUAUGCUUGCAGGCUGCAGCAAAAACCACCAGUGGAAGCAGAAGCAGUAGCAAUACCGACGACUAUCACUACCCCGACGAGUACGAUGAUGAUGAUGACGAUGACUACGACUACAACUAUAACUAUCAGGAUCAAAAUCCAAAAGCGAUCGCUGACAGUGAUAAAUUGUCAUCGACCAGUAGCACAACCAGCACUACAACUACCACAACCAGUGAAGCUCCACCGGUAAACAGCAAAACGACGGCUGACCCUCUGUGGAGCAACGAGGAUGCCGCCAUUGAAAUUUUUGCCUGUCCCCAAGAAUGUUCCUGUGAAGAUGGCACCCAGUUUCUCAAUUGUUCUCAGCGUAAACUAAUCGAAAUCCCUCGGGAUCUACCACACGAUGUCAUUAGGUUAGAUCUCAGCCGAAACAACAUCAAACAGAUUCCGGUUGACGCAUUCCAAAACUGUACCGAUGUACGGGAGAUUAUGUUGGAUCGAAAUGUAAUCGAAGAGAUCGACAAAGAAGUAUUCGCCGGAUUGAUUCGUCUGGAUCUGCUAGGAUUGCAAGGUAAUCAAAUUGCGCAUCUAACACCGGAUACCUUCGUGGGAGCACAGUCUUUGAGAAGAUUGGUUUUGAAUGAGAACCCUUUGAUUGUCCCCGACGAUGGACCAUUGUUGAUACAAGAAGAGCUAGAGGAGUUGGAGUUGGCUCGUUGUAACUUCACCGAGCUGAACCAUCAAACUUUCGGUGGUCUCGAUGGGCUAAAGUCACUGAAUUUGGCCGGAAACGAGUUUGAUGAGGAUCUCAGCACAGACGUUUUCGAACCACUGGUAAACCUCCAGCGGCUGCAUCUGCCUCCGCUGUCCGAAGACACCGUACGCGAUCUGUGUGACGUAAUCAAAUCCAUUGAUGUGGUAGACAUCACUACUCACAACAUCAGCUGUUUCUAUCUCGCUUCGGAAACGUCAUAUGAAGAAAGUAUCAUCACUCAACGUCCGAUCGCUCCUGAACCGAAAACAAAAGAUCCGGAUCAAGACGACGCCAGCAGCACAGCCAAACCGGAGAAAAAGGCGAUCACAGUGGAAAAAGAAUCCGAACCACCGCUUGUGAACGAGCUUCAAAGCACUACAGAAUCGACGACACAACUCACAUCCAGAAAAACAACCAGUACCUCGACUACCACAACGGUCACGACUAAGGCACCUCCCACUGUCAGUGGACCAUCGUCGGCCUCAAUCACCCAUUCGACGGCAGAGGAUGACGUCAAGAAGGAAUCUACUCCGGAGGCUGCCGCACCAUCCAUGCUCGCAGCGAUCAGUUCUGAAACGAUGAAGCACCUGUUGAUGGGCAUCAUCGGAGCGGGGGUGCUAAUUCUAAUGGCCGGUAUUGUAUGUAGGCGUACGGGACUGAAAAAUAAAUUUUGUGGCUCUAAGCGGAGGCCUGCUCCGACGGACCAGGUACGGCCAGCAGAAGAGGUUCCUUUGAAUAAGGUAUAAGAAUUUGAAAGGAUCGUAGACAUACGUCAUUUAUUUGCUAUGAAAUGUACGUGAUAGCUGUAUAAAAGUAUUAGAUUACGACUGUCGUCUGCCGAACUAGGAAUUGCGAAAACUUACGCAGCAGAAGUAGAUGACAAACACACAUAUGCUGAGAGAUUUGCUGAGCAAAUACUCCGGCCCAACUGCAUUUGUAAAUGUUAAUGGAUAAGCAGGUGUAAUACCAAAUAGAAGAAAUAAAUGGUGGCGCAACUCUCCGGGAUCUGCGGUAAUCACAUGUAUGUAUAAUGGUAAUAGGUAUAAAAGCAUUGUAAUACACGAAUACGAAAUGCUUUUUGUAAAUAUAGUAUAUGAGUGGACGGGCGCGUAAUAAAAAGUUGUGAAACAGUGUGACACAUCGCCUGACUGACUGACUGAGUGAUUCAAAGGAGUACAAGCGAAGCCGAAGGUUAACAUGACGUACGCAUGGAACACGAUCGAAAGAGGAAACGAUAAAUCUAACAGGCAGUUGAUAAGUAGAUUGUAAGUAAUGAGCAUCCACAUUUACCUACAUACACACAAACACUCACUGGAAGGUAAAACAUUCCUAAUUAAGGAAGAUAACAACUAAAAUGUGCACCAUGGAAACGAAUUAAGUCCAAACAAUUUUGCGAUAAGAGAUGGUUAGGAUUCACGAGCCAAUACGUGGAAACAAUUAGUUGUACACCAAAAAUGUAUCAAUGAAAUCACACGAUUUUGACAAACAAUUUUCAUUUUGUAUACAUUGUUUUGUAACACCUUUUAUAAACGAAAGAUAAAAAGUAUGUAAUAGUGAUUGUCAGUAUAUGAUAAAAGUAUAGUAGCAAUAAUGUAUCUAGUAGGGAAAACACAACCUUUUUGCUACAACAAUUCAAAGAAGCCUUGCGUGCAAAAUAAACACAAUUGUUCAUGAAUCUUUUGUGCAGAGAGUACGAUACAUUUGCAUUAUAAUCUAGUUAUCAUAAUUACAUUGAUAUUGGACCUUAGCUGAGGAAACGAGUUAGCUUGGAAUAAAUGCUUGAUCUUGUGGUAGAAAAAAA
Molecule: messenger RNA, 3924 nt
Organism: Malaya genurostris
Lineage: Eukaryota; Metazoa; Arthropoda; Insecta; Diptera; Culicidae
Exons: 6
Coding region: 1343-2869 (508 amino acids)
Molecular function (GO): protein binding
Source: RefSeq, a predicted model, not a curated record